Sphaeramia orbicularis (orbiculate cardinalfish) is the source of this 4585-nucleotide messenger RNA. RefSeq names its product zinc finger protein 850-like. Gene Ontology annotation, cellular component: nucleus. The record is from RefSeq and is a predicted model, not a curated record. Gene Ontology annotation, biological process: regulation of transcription by RNA polymerase II. The transcript is spliced from 5 exons. Gene Ontology annotation, molecular function: DNA-binding transcription activator activity, RNA polymerase II-specific; RNA polymerase II cis-regulatory region sequence-specific DNA binding. The annotation marks the transcript as partial. NCBI's taxonomy places the organism in Eukaryota, Metazoa, Chordata, Actinopteri, Kurtiformes, Apogonidae.
AAAAAACACCAACACAUCCACAGUAAAGAAAAACCAUAUGAGUGUGACCAGUGUGGAAAGACUUUCACCACAGCAAAUUACCUAAAAAAACACCAACACAUCCACACUGCAGAAAAACCAUAUGAGUGUAACCAGUGUGAGAAGACUUUCACCACAGCAAGUUACCUAAAAAAACACCAACACAUCCACACUGGAGAGAGACCAUAUGAGUGUGACCAGUGUGGAAAGGCUUUUGCCAGAGCAGAUAGCCUAAAAUUGCACCAUCGCAUCCACACUGGAGAAAGACCACAUGAAUGUGAUAAGUGUGGAAAUGCUUUCACCACAGCAAGUGACCUUAAAAUCCACCAACGCAGCCACACUGGAGAAAGACCAUAUGAGUGUGACCAGUGUGGAAAUGCUUUCACCACAGCAGGUCACUUAAAAAUCCAUCAUCGCAUCCACACUGGAGAAAGACCAUAUGAGUGUGACCAGUGUGGCAAUGCUUUCACCACAACAACUCAUUUAAAAAUCCACCAACGCAUCCACACUGGAGAAAGACCAUAUGAGUGUGACCAGUGUGGAAAUGCUUUCACCAGAGCAAGUGACCUUAAAAUGCACAAACGCAUCCACACUGGAGAAAGACCAUAUGAGUGUGACCAGUGCGGAAAGAGUUUCACCCAAAUGAAUGGGCUUAAAUGUCACCAACGCAUUCACACUGGAGAAAGACCAUAUGAGUGCGACCAGUGUGGGAAGAGUUUCAUUGUAGCAAAAGAAUUAAAAAUCCACCAACGCAUCCACACUGGAGAAAGACCUUAUGCCUGUGACCAAUGUGGAAAGAGUUUCACCCAAAUGACUGGGCUUAAAUUCCACCAACGUAUCCACACUGGAGAAAAACCAUAUAACUGUGACCAGUGUGGAAAUGCUUUCACCACAGCAAGUCACCUAAAAAACCACCAACGCAUCCACACAGGAGAAAGACCAUACGCCUGUGACCAGUGCGAAAAGAUUUUCACUCAAAUGAAUGUGCUUAAACUCCACCAACGCAUCCACACUGGAGAAAGACCAUAUAAGUGUGACCAGUGUGGAAAGACUUUCACCAGAGCAAGUGACCUAAAACUCCACCAACGGGCACACACUGGAGAAAGACCCUACCAGUGCAGAUUCUGUGACAGCUCUUUUAUCACAGUUUCAAAAUGUACUAAACAUGAACGUGUCAAACAUUCCCACAAAGGACAAAAGCUGAACAGUCGUACAAAAAGGGUAGCGAAGAAGGCCAGCAUGUUGGGCAGCACCCCCCUGACAGACGACAGAGGUGGUGGUGGGUGGAACUCCAUCUGCUCCUUCAAGAGCCUCCACUCCACGAGGCAGGAGGCUGCUCCCAAAACUUCUGCCAGCCCUCCAGCACAACCCCACCAGGCUCUGAGGCAGCAGAGCUCUCCUCCAGGGAUGAGGGUCUGGGCCGGCCCUCAGUGUCCUGACUCCCAGCUGGAGACACACCUACGCAUCCACAGUGGAGAAAGACCAUAUGAGUGUGAACAGUGUGGGAAGACUUACACCUACAGUAAUUUGCUUAAGGCUCACCUACGAAUCCACAGUGGAGAAAGACCAUAUGACUGUGAACAGUGUGGGAAGACUUUCACCCAGAUGAAUCACCUUAAGUCACACACACGUACCCACAGUGGACAAAGACCUUAUCACUGUGAACAGUGUGGGAAGACUUUCACCCACAUGCAUCACUUUAAGACACACCUACGCAUCCACAGUGAGGAAACACCAUAUGAGUGUGACCAAUGUGGGAAGACUUUCACCCAGAUGAGUAACCUUAAGACACACCAACACAUCCACAGUGGAGAAAGACCAUUUGAGUGUGACCAGUGUGGGAAGACUUUCACCCAGAUGAGUCACCUUAAGAUACACCUACGCAUCCACAGUGGAGAAAGACCAUAUUAUUGCGCACAGUGUGGGAAGACUUUCACCCAGAUAAGUCAUCUUAAGAUACACCUACGCAUCCACAGUGGAGAAAGACCAUAUGAGUGUGGCCAGUGUGGGAAGACUUUCACCCACAGUCAUUUGCUUAAGGAUCACCUACGCAUCCACCGUGGAGAAAGACCAUAUCACUGUGAACAGUGUGGGAAGACAUUCACCCAGAUGAGUAACCUUAAGUCACACCUACGCAUCCACAGUGGAAAAAGACCAUAUGAGUGUGAACAGUGUGGGAAGACUUUCAUUAGAAAGGCAGAGCUUAAAAUCCACCAACGCAUCCACACUGGAGAAAGACCAUAUCACUGUGAACAGUGUGGGAAGACUUACACCCAUAUGCAUCACCUUAAGACACACCUACGCAUCCACAGUGAAGAAACACCAUUUGAGUAUGAGCAGUGUGGGAAGACUUUCAUCAGAAAGGUGGAGCUGAAAAUCCACCAAAGCAUCCACAUUGGAGAAAGACCAUGUGAGUGUGAACAGUGUGGGAAGACUUUCACUGAGAUGAGUAGCCUUAAGUCACACCUAUGCACCCACAGUGGAGAAAAACCAUAUGACUGUAACCAGUGUGGGAAGACUUUCACCCACAUGUCUAUCCUUAAGUCACACCUACGCACCCACAGUGGACAAUGACCAUGUGACUGUGAACAGUGCGGGAAGGCUUUCACCCAUUUGAGUGCUCUUAAGAUAGAUCUACGCAUCCAUGGUGGAGAAAGAUCGUAUGACUGUGAACAGUGUGGGAAGACUUUCACCCAUUUGAGUGCUCUUAAGAUACAUCUAUGUAGCCAUGGUGGAGAAAGACCAUAUCACUGUGAACAGUGUGAGAAGACUUUCACCCACAUAUAUUCACUUCAGAGACACAUAUGCAUCCACAGUGGACAAAGACCAUAUUACUGUGAACAGUGCAGGAAAACUUUCGUCCAGAUGAGUAACCUAAAGACACACCUACGCAUCCACAGUGGAGAAAGACCAUAUCACUAUGACCAGUGUGGGAAAACUUACACCCAUAUAAAUGGACUUAAGGCACACUUACGCAUCCACAGAGGAGAAACACACCCAAACAGUUUGGGUGUUACCAGUGUGAACAAAGAUUCUUGCCACACUCUGCUCUCUCCUACCAUCAACACAGAUGUGAAUUGUCGUCUGGACCAAACAGUACCUCAGCAUCAGAUGACAACAAGAAAUGCAGUGUCUGAACCAGCAGCACUGACUUCUUCUGACAAGAACAUCAGACUUAAAAACCUCCAGAUCUGGCUCCAUAGAGUCCAGCUGUAAGGCACACCUAUGCACCCACAGAGGAGAAAAACCAUAAGACUAUGAUCGGUGUGGGAAAGCUUCCUGAGCCUUGUCUGCAUGAUGUUCUCACUGUCACAUUCACCACAAGAAGUUGUUGUACCCAUGUGAUAAGUGCACCAAGAUCCUCUGGUCGUCCAACUUUUACAAGUGUCACCAACAGACUCAUACUGGACAGAAACCUUACCAGUGCAGAUUUUAUGACAGAUCUUUUAUCACAGGUUCAUAAUGUACCAAAGAAGAAUGUGCCAAAACUUUCCACAAAGGAUACAAACUGAACAUACUGCUACUGAUUGACUUUGUGGACAUUUAAUCAGUCACUUGUUGUGAUUCUGUUGCUGGUUGGGGUUCUCACCUGUUCAUUGUUCACAAAUGAAACCAGUUACUCCUGUAAUAAUUUUCCACAAUAGUUCUGUGCAGUUUAAGUUCAAGAAAGGCAACACCGCCACAGUUAUAAAAUGAGAGAAAGCAAAGUAUUGCAGACUGCCUUUCUUUUUUCCAAAUGUUACUUUUUAUUAUGUGUAUCCAACAUACCGUGGUGAGUUUUUUAUACUACUUUUUCCAAAAUUACGUUUUUAUGCAUGUAAAGCUUGGGACUUGGAGAUUUUAGGCAUUUGAUCCGUUACCACGAAUUUUGUGUUUUUGUUGUUUUUUUGAUGGUUUUACUUUGAACUGGAUAAUGAAAAUUAAAGAAAGUAAAGAUAUUUAUACCUACUUUAAGGUACCUUUUACAAAAUGUUUGUAAAUUAUAGAUAACUAUUUGAACUUUGCAUGUCUUUUUCUUUGAUCCAUUACCAACAACUCUCUUACUUGCACUAAAUAUUCUAAUAAUCCAUCCUGAGCACAUGGUUCCAUAACAUUGAAGUUUACCAAGUGUACACAAAUAUGAAUUAACAUCAACUUAUGUAUUAAUGAAGAACAGGGUGGGUCAGAAUUACUCACAUUUAUUCCCUUUUUAGAUUCUAUUAGGUAUAUGGAACAAACAAUGGGCACCUGUCCAACAGAAAUUUGGUUCCAGUGAAUUAACUAGCAUUUUUUUAAUCCAGUUUCCUUCAGAUCAUCCUCACAAGAAUACCUAUGUGAUUUCAUGACUUAUAGGUACCUAUAGGAAGUAGUGGUUUUCUUCUGCUGCCAUGCAGAGUGGUGGCUUCCUCACACUCCUACCAAAUGAGGUAGAGAAUUGGGUGGAGGCUUCUGUGUCUGACUUUAUCUGAUGGACUGAGUGUUUGAGUUCCCUCCUGAGGAGAUGAUCAGUGAGACUGAAGUUCCAGCAGAAUGCACAAACUGUCAUCUUUUGUUAGCAAUGAGAAAAGAAUAACACUAAGGUACUCAA